ACGUGGCCACCGACGACAUGCUCAGAACUAUAUCAAUUUUGGCUCUGCUUUGGAUCUGCAGUGCAGCCAGUAUGGCAGAUGCCAAGCCGAUCUUCAUUAAGGUGUUCGCGCCGAGCAGUGGUGUCUCUGCCAGUGGCGGCUACUCGUACGGAAGUAGCAGCGGAAGUACGGCGACAGCCUCGCCCAUUAACACACAGCUGAUCUCCAACCUGAUAUCCACCAAAAUUCAGCUGCUGAACAGUGUGCUGCAGGCCAAGUCGUCGGGUGGUGGCUUCGGGUUUGGAUUCAACAAAUUCGUGUCCUUCUCCAGCAGCACUACAACGACGGAGAGGCCAGUCACGCACCACACCACAGAGGUAAACACAGACUUUACUCCGGAAGACAGCUCUACUCAAACUACUCAAACCGUCUACACGACAACAACAGAAGGUGAUAUCGAAACGCCGAAGCCCACAGUACAUCCCGGCCGUCCAGUCUCGACCAGUACGACAGAAGUGAUCACAGGGGAGAGCACUACCGUGGUGGCAGAGCUCACCUCCACGACGAGAGCACCUUCUGGCUACACCUAUACCUCUCCGACGCCCUAUGCCACUAGCACACUAGGAACCUACUACUUGCCCUCUUCUCUUGCCUAAAACUAAUCUAAGACCUUCUACUUAAUAUAUCUAUGUACUUGAAA
This is a messenger RNA of Drosophila subobscura, 679 nucleotides long. Its product is annotated as mucin-5AC. The transcript is spliced from 2 exons. Bases 18 to 635 code for a protein of 205 amino acids. The record is from RefSeq and is a predicted model, not a curated record. NCBI's taxonomy places the organism in Eukaryota, Metazoa, Arthropoda, Insecta, Diptera, Drosophilidae.